This is a messenger RNA of Seriola dumerili (greater amberjack), 1307 nucleotides long. It is a transcript of the gene grxcr1b, whose product is annotated as glutaredoxin domain-containing cysteine-rich protein 1-like. NCBI's taxonomy places the organism in Eukaryota, Metazoa, Chordata, Actinopteri, Carangiformes, Carangidae. Gene Ontology annotation, biological process: sensory perception of sound. The record is from RefSeq and is a predicted model, not a curated record. Bases 12 to 698 code for a protein of 228 amino acids. The transcript is spliced from 2 exons.
AAUUAUUGAACAUGGUAAUAUCAAUUUACUGUUUGGCUGUUUUAGCUGUUACCAUGGCAGAAGCUCAUCUAUUGUUAAGCAUUUGGGUGUCUAGUUUUUGUACUCGGGUAUUUUCAGCUCCUUUUGACAAGUCAAUGAGGAUAUUGUUGUUUGAUAAUUGCACACCACUAUGUCUCAGGCUGUCUGGCUUUUCUGAAUGGGAUGUGAAGCAUGUGAGACAUUCUUGUAUUUUAAUGGAGGGGCCAAAGGUGAAACAGGAGAAAGAGAAGGCUGUGAAAACAGUCAGGUUUAGAGUAGCAUCUGCCAACAGCGGCCGAGUCUUGGCGGAGGUGUUCAAGGAUGAAACGGCCUGGUGCGGCUCAGUGGCGGACUCAGUGGACUCUGACUGCACCAGCACCCCGGAGGCAGAACAGGGGAGCUCACUCCCCAACAGUGAGGCCAACAGCCACCUGAGCGGUCUGGUGGUGGAGACUGCGAUGGACGAGAAUGGCUGCGAACCUGAUGACCUGCUUUUGUACGCCAGUGCCAAGAGAGAGAUGCUCUUCAGCAACAAACGCAUCAAUAUCUGCAGCAAGAAUGGGACCAUACGAGGAGUGAGGAACAAAGUGAGCGCAGGCCAAGUGCUUUUCAACAACCUCUCCAACAUGUACUCUAGCUCCCUUCGUCAUCAGAAAAGGAGACCCUGGGAGAAGGAGUAAACAGACUGGAAAUAGCACAGUGUGGACAACAGGAAGAAACAGCCCUCCAGCUGAAGAUUGUCUUGCAGUUUGGUCUACACCAGGACUCCUCACUUACAGUAAAUGUAAUUUACAAGUGUCUGGUUAAAAACAAACUUUUCCGUGUCUUCUUCUAUAACCCCCUAUUACUUUUAAAGCACUACAGCUUUACAGAGUAACAAUGGUCCAGUUCUUUGAUUCAGACUCAUGGAUAAACAAAUUGAAGUAGUAAAUAACUUGCUAUAAGCACACAUAUGUAUGUAUGUACAUUUAAAAACAUUUGAAACCUCUCAUAUGAACCAUUUCUAAAUGUGCAAAACAUUAGCAAACUGUUAUAUAUGUCUAAUAUGUUUUUUUAAAUGUGCUACUAAACUUUUGCCCAUGCAUACAUAUCACUAACAGCGAGUGACUUGUAACUUAAACAGCUAAACAAACUAUAACUAAACUUCUCUUGACCCUGUGAUUUUGAUAUUCGGUGGAGUCUCUUUCAUGGCUUAAGGCUUAAUUAUGUGAACAUACAUGUUUUUGUAAGCAUUUUUAAAUGAUGUUCACACUAGAUGGGGUAUGCUUCAUAUUAUGUCUGAUCCAUAA